AUGGAGAGGAGAGUAUCCCGGUGGCAUUCAUACCUGGAAAUAUGUGAACUUACAACACCUGAAGCAAGAGAAGAUCCUCACAACAUGUUUUUCAACUGGUUUUAUGACGUUGAUGUAAACCACAGAUGCAGAGCCCCUGGUGUCUCUUCGAUUAUCCUGUUUGAAAUUUCAUGCAUCAUGAUUAUGGUGUUUCUUUUCAGUGUGCCAGUCAAAAAAUAUCAAUAUAUUCUGACAAUGAUUUUUGUCACUGAGGAGAUCAACAGAAAUCCAAAACUUAUACCCAACAAGUCUCUUAAUUUUAACUUCAUUCCCUCCAAGUGUGAUGAUUCAUGGAAUAUCAUCUCUUAUAUAACAUCCACAGAAUUUAAAGAGAUCAGUUUUCCUAAUUAUAACUGUGAAAUAAUUCAUUGUGGUGUAUUAUUUACAGGACCAUCAUGGGCAGCAAGUAGCAAAAUUGCAGUAGAUACUUGGUUUAUCCAUAUUCACUAUGGCCAAUUUCAUCCUGUUUUGAGUGACCAUUUUCUGUACCCUUAUCUGUAUCAGAUUGCCCCCAAGCAAACAAGGCUGCCUUUUGCCAUAGUCUCCCUAAUGCUUCAUUUCAAGUGGACCUGGAUGGGGCUGGUUAUCUCUGAUGACGACGAAGGUAUUCAGUUUCUCUCAGAUUUCAGAGAAAAGAUACAAGGAAAUGAAAUCUGUGUAGCCUUUUUGAAUGUGAUCCCAGUAAACAUGAAGUUAUACAAUACAAAGGCUGAAGAAUAUUAUAAACAGAUUAUGACAUCAUUGGCAAAUGUUGUGAUCAUUUAUGGUGAAAUGAAUUCUACACUGGAAGUGAGCUUUAGAAGAUGGGUAUAUUUAGGCAUCCAGAGGAUCUGGGUCACCACCUCACAGUGGGAUGUCAUUGCAAAUACAAGAAGAGACUACAUUCUUGACUCAUUCUAUGAUGCUUUCACAUUUUCUAAACACCAUCACAAGAUCCCUAAUUUUAAAAAAUUUAUUCAGACAAUGAACACUUCCCAAUACUCAAUAGACUUUUCUGUUAUGAGAUCAGAAUGGAUGUACUUUAAUUGUCUGGAGAUUGAAUCUAAAUGUAGAACAAAGAGCAAAUGUUCACCCAACACUUCAUUAGAAUGGUAUGCAAGUCAAGGAUUUGACAUAGCCAUGAAUGAUGAGAAUUACAAUCUAUACAAUGCUGUGUAUGCUUAUGCACAUGCCUACCAUGAAAUGUAUUAUGAACAGGUAGAUUCAAGGAAGGGUUGUAAAAACAAAGGUAUUUACUCAUGUCACUAUUUUUACCACAGACUGAAGAAUAUGCAAUUUAUUAACCCCAUUGGAGACCUAGUGACUAUUAAUGAGAAAACAAAAUAUGAAGCAGACGAUGAUAUUUUCCACAUUUCAAAUUUUCCACAAGGUCUUGGAAUAAAGGUGAAAAUAGGACAGUUUUCUUCAUAUGGUUCCCUUGGUCAACAACUGUCUUUGUCUGAUGAGGCAAUGGAGUGGGCCACAGGCGGUAGGAAGAUUCCCUCCUCUGUGUGCAGUGAGACUUGCAGGCCUGGUUUCAGGAAGUUCCGACAAGAGGGAAAUGCAGCCUGCUGUUUUGAUUGUUUCCCCUGCCCAGAAAAUGAGAUUUCUAACACAACGGAUAUGGAUCAGUGUGUGAAGUGCCCAGUCACUCAGUAUGCCAGCAUGCAGAAAACUCACUGUCUCAAAAAAACUGUGGACUUUCUAGCUUAUGAAGACCCCUUGGGGAUGGCUCUGGCUUGCUUGGCUCUGUGCUUCUCUGCACUCACUGCUCUUGUUCUUGGGGUUUUUGUGAAGCACCAAGACACACCUAUUGUGAAGGCCAAUAAUUGCACAAACAGCUACAUCCUGCUUAUUGCACUCAAGUUCUGUUUUCUCUGUCCAUUACUCUUCAUUGGGCAUCCCAACAACACCAAUUGCAUUCUCCAGGAGGUCUCAUUUGCAGUUCUGUUCACUGUGGCUGUGUCCACUGUUUUGACCAAAACAAUUACUGUGGUUCUGGCCUUCAGGGUUACUGCUCCCGGAAAAAAUAUGAGGGGGCUCCUGGUAUCAGGAGCACCUUACUUCAUCAUUCUCAUCUGUACCUUGAUCCAACUUGUUCUUUGUGGGAUAUGGCUGGGAACAUACCCUCCAUUUGUUGACACCGAUCCACAUUUGGAACAUGGCAAUAUAAUCAUUGUGUGCAAAAAAGGCUCAGACACUGCCUUCUUCUGUGUCCUGGGAUACCUGGGCUCCUUAGCUAUAGGGAGCUUCACUGUAGCUUUCCUGGCUAGAAACCUGCCUGAUGCUUUCAAUGAAGCCAAAUUCCUGACCUUCAGCAUGCUGAUGUUCUGCAGUGUGUGGGUCACCUUCCUCCCUGUCUACCACAGCACCAAGGGAAAGGCCAUAGUGAUAGUGGAGGUCUUUGCUAUCUUGGCCUCCAGUGCAGGGUUGCUCGGUUGCAUCUUUUUCCCCAAGUGUUACAUAAUUUUGUUAAGACCGAGUAACUACGAAAAUGGUUUACUUUAUUGCUGGUGGCAACUUGCAACUUUUAGAUUAAGAAAUCUGCAGAUCUACUCAGUAGCUGCUGAAAGGGACACAGGUGGAACUAGUGAACAACUCGAGAAGUCUGAACUCUCCCACCGCCCACCAUCAGAACUGCAAAUCUCAGGCACUCAGCCCCCAGUGACAGCACAGCCAGCGCAGCUGAUAAGAGCUCCAGCUCCACACACAACGUGGAGGGACUGA
Molecule: messenger RNA, 2745 nt
Organism: Jaculus jaculus (lesser Egyptian jerboa)
Lineage: Eukaryota; Metazoa; Chordata; Mammalia; Rodentia; Dipodidae
Product: vomeronasal type-2 receptor 116-like
Exons: 11
Coding region: 1-2745 (914 amino acids)
Biological process (GO): G protein-coupled receptor signaling pathway
Cellular component (GO): membrane
Molecular function (GO): G protein-coupled receptor activity
Source: RefSeq, a predicted model, not a curated record